Messenger RNA from Diaporthe amygdali, 1113 nucleotides. RefSeq lists its product as uncharacterized. The coding region runs from base 1 to 1113 and encodes 370 amino acids. The record is from RefSeq and is a predicted model, not a curated record. The transcript has a single exon. Lineage: Eukaryota; Fungi; Ascomycota; Sordariomycetes; Diaporthales; Diaporthaceae.
AUGCUCGAUGCACAAAUACCAAGGCGGCGCCCAUUGCCGGCCGAUGCCCAACUGCCCUUCUCCCAUUCACGCACCCGCACAACAUCAUCCAACGUCUUCCCAAUGCAGGCCCAACAACACCCGCCAGCCAUGCACCUGGGCCAGCCACAACAGCCAUAUGGCCACAACCGCCGCUCUCCAUCCGUAAACACCUUCAGCACCGUCUCCAGUGGUGGAGGCGGUACUGAACGAGGCCCGCCCCCAGCCGCCUACCGAAACUCUCCUCCCAGCGCCGAUAUACGGCGCUCCACUUCCUCCCGGUCGAACGGAUCUGUUCAGCCCGUCGGCUACGUUGCCCUCCUGCGAAAACAGAAAGCCACAGUCUGGUGCGACCGCGCACAGUCCGAGGAUCCGUACAUGCUGGCGAAACAGCGGCAGGCCAAGGCCCGGGCUCUCCAGACAGUCGGCUCUGCAACGGUGGCCCCAGGCUCGUCCGGCGGUGGCCGCACGUCCACCGGGUUCAGCAGUGCGGGCGGCAAGGUCGUAGGCAAGAUCCGUCAUCACGGCAAGCCUGGAGUGGUCGGCUAUGCGCCAGACAGCAAUUACGUGGGCGUCGGCGGCGUACCACUUCGACUUAGUGCGACAGAAGUGGAGGGCGAAGAGAGCGAUGACGACGAACUUGCAUCGCAACGGCUACACCACCGUAGGACGGGGAGCAGCGGCCGGUCCAGCACCGCAGGCAGCAUCCAAGGGAGAAGAGGUUUAAAUUAUCGCGGCUCGACUGGCAGUGGCCUACAAAUGACGGGCGGAGGGUCACAGAAUAGCAGGAGAUGGACUGGCAGCGGAGGCGACAACACGCCGGAGCGAAGCAGUAGUCUCGUCGAUGGAGCGCUAGGAGAAAAACGAGCGAGCGAUGCUGCAAGCGGCAGGAGUGGCAGUAGCGGAGAGCGUGCCGACGACGUACCGGACUUGGGGACAGAUGCGGCGCGGCUGGCGAGCAACAGUCUGAUACACUCGGCGCUGACAAGGGAAAAGAGCGUGAAGAAUCCCGACGAGCUGCGUAGAAGAGGCAGUGUCGACGAAAGGACGAUGACGCUUACCUCUGGAAGGCUUUUCAUCGCCAACCCUGACUGA